AUGUGUGGGGGUCUCUUCCUAUUUAAGUUCACUGCAGAAGAAGACCUGAUCUUUGUACUCUCAGGAUCCUGGGCUUAUGGGAAGCAUUUCCUAACUCUGGCUAAAUGGAAGCUUGGCUUGGACCCCUUAGUUGAACUCAACCACAUGGCUCUUGUCUGGGUUAGACUACUUGGCCUACCGCUGGAGUUCUGGGAUGAACAAAUCUUCUGCUGGAUCAGAAACUCGUUCGGCAACUAUGUUACAACAGAUUUGGUCACUCUUGCUAAAUCCAGGUUGGUUUAUGCAUGUUUUUGUGUCAAUGUUGCAAUUAAUAAAUCUCUCCCCAAUUUAGUUUCUCUAAAAUCAAAAUGGGGAAAAUGGUCCCAGACCAUUUUCUAUGAAAAUGAUACCCUUUUUUGUCAAAAGUGUGAUAAACAAGGUCACACUUAUACUGAGUGUAAGACCCAGGAGUCUGCAGAACCCAAGCUGAAAGAAAAGGCUAUUGAUGAACCCAUCAGCCCAAGUGCUCCCUCUUCAUUAGCUCCCUUGGGACUGCCUAGUGUGAAUGAAAUCCCAGAUGACUACCCUCACACGAACAAGAUCCUUGAGAUCUUAAAAACCCCAAAGGUUUUUGUGAAGAAUGUUAGCCCAGUUAUACCCUUGGAAGAGGGUGAAAUCCCUCCGGUGAAAAAUCUUCUGGCUUUCCUCUGA
This is a messenger RNA of Cryptomeria japonica (Japanese cedar), 690 nucleotides long. RefSeq lists its product as uncharacterized. The transcript has a single exon. The record is from RefSeq and is a predicted model, not a curated record. The coding region runs from base 1 to 690 and encodes 229 amino acids. NCBI's taxonomy places the organism in Eukaryota, Viridiplantae, Streptophyta, Pinopsida, Cupressales, Cupressaceae.